ACCUUCUCAAGGUCCUCUAAACUUCCACCUUUACUUCCAAAAGCUCCACAAAAUCCACCUCUACCUCCUAACUUUUUACAACAAAAUUCACUUAUAUUCUUAAAUUCCACAACAGCCACAAAGAAGUUUAUAAUUAUGUAA
Molecule: messenger RNA, 141 nt
Organism: Funneliformis caledonium
Lineage: Eukaryota; Fungi; Glomeromycota; Glomeromycetes; Glomerales; Glomeraceae
Source: the annotation of a GenBank genome assembly